CGGAAAAGCGCCUCGGCCACGUCCAGCAGCAGCAGCAGCCGCAAGGACCGAGACUUGAAGGCCCACCGGAGCCGGACUAAGUCGUCCAAGGAGCCGCCUUCGGCCUACAAGGAGCCGCCCAAGGCCUACCGGGAGGACAAGACCGAGCCCAAGGCCUACAGGCGGCGGCAGCGGUCCCUGAGCCCUCUGGGCGGCCGGGACGACAGCCCGGUGUCCCACAGGGCCUCGCAGAGCAUGAGGAGCCGCAAGUCCCCCAGCCCGGCAGGAGGUGGCAGCAGCCCCUAUUCUCGGCGGCUGCGCCGUUCCCCCAGCUACAGCCGCCACAGCUCCUACGAGCGGGGUGGCGACGUGUCCCCCAGUCCCUACAGCAGUAGCAGCUGGCGCCGCUCCCGCAGCCCCUACAGCCCAGUGCUCAGACGAUCUGCUAAAUCCCGAAGCAGAAGUCCAUAUUCAUCUAGGCAUUCAAGAUCUCGUAGCAGGCACAGAUUGUCUAGAUCCAGAAGUCGUCAUUCUAGCAUUUCUCCCAGCACACUAACUCUGAAGAGUAGCCUGGCAGCUGAAUUGAACAAGAAUAAAAAAGCACGAGCUGCAGAGGCAGCACGAGCUGCAGAGGCAGCUAAGGCUGCUGAGGCAGCCAAGGCUGCUGAAGCAGCUGCCAAAGCUGCAAAAGCCUCAAACACUUCUACACCUACCAAGGGGAACACAGAAACUGGUGCCAGUGUAUCACAGACAAACCAUGUGAAGGAUGUGAAGAAACUUAAAACUGAGCAUGCACCUUCUCCCUCAAGUGGUGGAACUUUAAAAAAUGAUAAGGCAAAAACAAAGCCACCUCUUCAGGUAACAAAGGUAGACAAUAACUUGAUUGUAGAUAAAGCCACCAAGAAAACAGUUGUAGUUGGGAAGGAGAGUAAAUCUGCUGCUACAAAGGAGGAACCAGUAUCUCUUAAAGAGAAAACCAAACCACCUACGCCAAGCAUAGGAGCUAAAGAGAAGGAGCAACAUGUGUCUUUAGUGACUUCUACAUUACCACCAUUACCUUUGCCUCCUAUGCUGCCUGAAGAUAAAGAUGCUGAUAGCUUAAGAGGAAAUAUUUCAGUAAAAGCCGUUAAAAAAGAAGUAGAGAAGAAACUCCGAUGUCUACUUGCUGAUUUACCACUGCCCCCUGAGCUACCAGGAGGAGAUGAUCUUUCAAAGAGUCCAGAGGAAAAGAAAACAGCAACACAGUUACAUAGUAAAAGGAGGCCUAAAAUAUGUGGGCCUCGCUAUGGAGAAAUCAAAGAAAAAGAUAUUGACUGGGGAAAACGCUGUGUGGAUAAAUUUGAUAUCAUCGGAAUUAUUGGAGAAGGUACUUAUGGACAAGUUUACAAAGCCAGGGAUAAAGACACUGGAGAAAUGGUAGCCUUAAAAAAAGUGCGUUUGGAUAAUGAAAAAGAAGGCUUUCCAAUUACAGCCAUUCGAGAAAUUAAAAUUCUCCGGCAGCUUACACACCAGAGUAUUAUCAAUAUGAAGGAAAUAGUGACUGAUAAAGAAGAUGCUUUGGAUUUUAAGAAGGACAAAGGUGCAUUUUAUCUGGUCUUUGAAUAUAUGGACCAUGAUCUAAUGGGACUGCUGGAAUCAGGCUUGGUUCAUUUUAAUGAAAAUCACAUAAAGUCAUUUAUGAGACAGCUCAUGGAAGGUCUGGAUUAUUGUCAUAAGAAGAACUUUUUGCAUAGAGACAUUAAAUGUUCAAAUAUCCUUCUAAAUAAUAGAGGGCAGAUAAAGCUUGCUGAUUUUGGACUUGCUCGUUUGUAUAGCUCAGAAGAAAGUCGGCCAUAUACCAACAAAGUUAUCACUUUAUGGUACCGUCCACCUGAACUGCUGUUGGGAGAGGAACGAUACACACCAGCUAUUGAUGUAUGGAGCUGCGGAUGUAUCCUUGGUGAACUCUUCACUAAAAAACCUAUAUUUCAAGCAAAUCAGGAACUUGCGCAGCUAGAAUUAAUAAGCCGUAUAUGUGGGAGCCCGUGUCCUGCAGUGUGGCCUGAUGUAAUUAAACUACCAUAUUUCAACACCAUGAAACCAAAGAAGCAGUAUCGUCGAAAGUUAAGAGAAGAAUUUGUUUUUAUUCCUGCAGCUGCUUUAGACUUAUUUGAUUACAUGCUCGCCUUGGAUCCUAGUAAGCGGUGCACAGCUGAGCAGGCUCUUCAGUGUGAGUUCCUACGAGAUGUUGAACCCUCAAAAAUGCCUCCACCAGAGAGGUUUUUACACGCUGAGGCAAUGCACCAUAGUAAGAUGGCUGAGAGCCUUCCUUUAUGGCAAGAUUGUCAUGAGUUAUGGAGUAAAAAGCGAAGAAGACAGAAGCAGAUGGGCAUGACUGAUGAUGUUUCCACAAUUAAAGCCCCCAGAAAGGACUUGUCUUUGGGCUUAGAUGACAGCAGAACCAACACACCCCAGGGUGUAUUGCCAUCUACACAACUGAAAUCUCAGGGCAACUCAAAUGUAGCACCUGUAAUAACAGGCCCUGGACAGCAGUUAAACCACAGUGAAUUGGCAAUUCUACUAAACCUACUACAGUCUAAAACAAGUGUUAAUAUGGCUGAUUUUGUCCAAGUGUUGAACAUUAAGGUAAACUCUGAGACUCAACAGCAGCUAAAUAAAAUAAACCUUCCUGCUGGAAUUUUGGCAACAGGUGAAAAACAGACAGAUCCAUCAACACCACAGCAGGAGCCUUCGAAACCAUUGGGAGGAAUUCAGCCUUCUCAGACCGUCCAGCCUAAAGUGGAGACUGAUGCUGCUCAGGCGGCUGUGCAGAGUGCAUUUGCAGUUCUGUUGACUCAGUUAAUAAAGGCUCAACAGUCAAAACAGAAAGAUGUGCUACUAGAAGAAAGGGAAAAUGGAUCAGGACAUGAAGCAUCAUUACAACUCAGGCCACCUCCAGAACCUAGCACACCGGUAUCGGGGCAAGAUGACCUCAUUCAGCAUCAAGAUAGGAGGAUUUUGGAGUUAACACCAGAACCAGACCGGCCUCGGAUUCUGCCUCCUGAUCAACGUCCUCCUGAGCCUCCGGAACCACCACCAGUCACUGAGGAAGAUCUCGAUUAUCGGACAGAAAACCAGCAUGUACCUACCACUAGUUCCUCAUUAACUGACCCUCAUGCUGGAGUGAAAGCAGCCCUGUUACAGCUGCUUGCUCAGCACCAGCCCCAGGAUGAUCCCAAAAGAGAAGGUGGUAUUGAUUAUCCAGCAGCAGACACUUAUGUGCCCACUUCAGACUACAAAGACAGCUUUGGAUCCUCUUCUUUCUCUUCUGCUCCUUAUGUUAGCAACGAUGGUCUAGGAAGUAGUUCUGCUCCACCAUUGGAACGACGUAGCUUCAUUGGAAACUCAGAUAUUCAGUCUUUGGAUAACUACAGUACUGCUUCAUCUCAUUCUGGUGGUCCACCUCAGCCUUCUGCCUUUUCUGAGUCAUUUCCCAGUUCAGUAGCUGGAUAUGGAGACAUUUACCUCAAUGCUGGUCCCAUGUUAUUUAGUGGAGACAAGGACCAUAGAUUUGAAUAUAGCCAUGGUCCUAUUGCAGUCCUGGCAAAUAGCAGUGACCCUUCCACAGGGUCAGAGAGUACUCAUCCUUUGCCAGCAAAGAUGCAUAACUAUAACUAUGGUGGUAAUUUACAGGAAAAUCCAGGAGGCCCCAGCCUCAUGCAUGGACAGACCUGGACCUCUCCUGCCCAAGGGCCUGGAUAUUCACAAGGAUACAGAGGACACAUUAGCACAUCAGCUGGCAGAGGUCGAGGGAGAGGGUUACCAUUUUGAGUAUCUGUUUUUCCUCAGGCACAUCAUUUUUAUCUGGAAAGACUUUUCUAGCUGCAAUUUAAGGCAGCAAUCCAAGAGACUUGAAUAAUAUUAAUUCAACAACAGCUUUAUUUUUAUGUGGAAAAGGGUCUUGCAUACAAUAGUUAAAAAAAAAAAGAAAAAAAACUUUGCUUAAAUUCAUGCUGUUCUUAAAACUAGAUCUAUUGAUUGUACAUCUUCACAAUUCUAGUUAACAAUUUUAUUUUGUAUUCUUGCAGUUUUAAGUGGAUGCUAAUCUUAGGGACAUAAGCCUUUUAUGACCCUCUUGCAGAUCUUCUGAACUAUGCACAUUUGUGCUUUUUUUGUAAGUUUGGACCAACUUUUAUGUAACAAACAACCCCUUCCUGCCCCCCUCCAGUUUUACAACAAUCAGAAAGGGCACUGAUUUAUUUGGUAUUUUUCUUUUUACAAAGCUACCUUUAGUCAAAGGUCACUGUCAGUCUUUGCACCUGCUUUCAGUGUUAUUGUGAAAGGUGUACUUUGUGCUCAUUUCAGAAAAUAAAACACAACCUUUCUCUUGAUGCAACAGUUUUAUAAAAGAAAAUGGUCAACGUUAUUUUUGUUUGUUUUGCAGAUUAUCAUAGCCUAGCAAAAUGCAUUCAAAUGAUAUAGUGGGUUUUAUAUGAAAAAUAUGGGGUGGGGAGGGUUAAGUAAGUGCCUUAACUGGUGAGCUUAAGGUCUGAAAAGGUAGUUAACCUUUACACCCAUUUGUCUUUUAAAGGGAAUCAAUGCAUUGUACUGAAGAGGCAGCAAGCUUUCAAGUUUGGGGUGGCUGCCUAUUCAGUCCCUGUGAGGUCCAUUCCCUCUGCCUGUCACACUUCAUUUUCUGCCUAUAUUUGGGCCAUGUUAUCUUUCACUACCACCUUCUCUUGGUAGGGGAGUGAGAGCAAAGAAAGGGAGUAGACCUGCUGUCAGUACCUUUUGUUACUUCUGAGAAGUUCUAAAAAGUUUUGUUAUAAAUGGUUGAAGGUAAUAGCUAAAUGAGAAUUUUAAGAUACCGUUUUCUUUCAGGCUGCCAUAUUAUCCCUAUUUUCAUUUGGAGUUUAGAAGCAAGAAUUAAUAACAUAAUUUGCAUAAAUGUAUUAAAAUGAUCAUGGGAGGAGGGGUGGCAAACACCAUAUUUUUUAAGUUAUGCAGUUGCCAUUUUAAGAAAAAGUCAACUCAUUAACUAGAAAUAUUGCCUAGAUUGAAUUUAUCGAAGCAAAAAGAAAUAGAGAAGACUUCUUAUCUUCCUUCCUCUCAACCUUCUAUAAAGUUUAUUAUGACUUCUGCCAGACAUACAGAAUCUUAGUUCAUUUUAACAUUUUUUUUCUUUUAUUGAAGGUAACAAAGAAAGAUGGAAUAAUUGUUAUUUAAACAGUAAUGUUUUUGGGUCUCUCGUUUUGUGCGUGUGUGUGUGCACGCAUGCGCGCAAGCGCACGCUUAUAAUAAUUUUGGAAAGGAACCAAAGGUAACUAACAAGUGUUUCCAUCAUCAUUAAAUGGAAAAACAGACUCUGGAAAUCAAAAGUUGUGCCAAUUAACCAUUUUGUUUUAAUUGUUUAAUCUUUUGAUUGGAGUCUUAAAUUGGAACAAUUGUUACAGAAUGAAAAAUGCUCCAGUUCUAAAGCCAGUUAACCCUGUGCUCUCUGACUUGUGAACCUGCAUUUCAAAACAGGAUGUGGGAAACAUAGUUUGGUAACAGUAAGCAUAUUUUAAAGAAGCUAAUUUACAUUUUACUAUUAUAAAAUGAAUUGAUGUCAGUUGACCAUUUUAUUUUUUGGUGGAAUUUUUGUUGUUUGGGAGAAAAAAAAUGAAUGAAAGAAAAAUUAUUUUGCUUUUAUUUGAAUAUUGGAGUACUAACAACUUAUAAUAAAACUACAUUACAGGAAGUGAAGAAAUAUUUUGAAAUUUAGCAAAAUAGCUACAGUAUUCAAGUCUCUGAAAUUUUAAUAUGGUGAGUCUUAGAGCUUUAGACUUUCCUAUAAGUGACAGUAUCUAAGUUAUUCUUAAUAGUCACACUUAAUAAUUCUGCUGGCCAUAAGCAGCUAACCCAAAAUUGAAGAUAUUUAUGUGACAUGAAUAGCCUGUGUUUUAAAAAUUAAAUAUUUUAUAUAAAAGUGAA
This is a messenger RNA of Ictidomys tridecemlineatus (thirteen-lined ground squirrel), 5931 nucleotides long. It is a transcript of the gene Cdk13, whose product is annotated as cyclin dependent kinase 13. Gene Ontology annotation, molecular function: ATP binding; RNA polymerase II CTD heptapeptide repeat kinase activity; cyclin binding. The record is from RefSeq and is a predicted model, not a curated record. Gene Ontology annotation, cellular component: nucleus; cyclin/CDK positive transcription elongation factor complex. Gene Ontology annotation, biological process: protein phosphorylation; positive regulation of transcription elongation by RNA polymerase II. Lineage: Eukaryota; Metazoa; Chordata; Mammalia; Rodentia; Sciuridae.